AUGGGGUGGAGAGAAUCUCCCAACAAGAUUGGCUCACUGCCUGAGAUUCCCCCUCUCCGCCUCCCCGGUAUCCUGCCACAAGAACUUGCGUGUCGAGAAGUCAGACAAAACUUUCCACUAGCGACCAGAGGGACUGGGGCAGCUCCUCCGGGCAGCGCUGCCUUUGAUUUCUCCAGGCAGCCGCGGGCGGAGGCUAACACCUGCCAGCUCUUAGGGCGCAAGAUGUCCACAGCCAGUCCGAUCCCUAGGUUGACCCAGGGUGGCCAGAUGUUGCCCUUGGAUUAUCAUCUGUGGUCGCCACCGCCGGAGCCUAAAUCGCUAUUACUGGUAGACGUGUCACUUUCCCUCCCAAUCGGUGGCCGCAGGAGCCAAGACCGCGCCCUUCAGGUCAGGACACCCCAGUGCCACACCGACUGCAUUGAGGCCCCCCUGUCGCGGCUGUUCCGAAGGCUGGGUAGCCUGGUGGGCAGGUACCCCUGGGUCUUCCUACUGCUGCCGGUGCUGCUGUCGGCCGGCCUGGGAAGUGGUUUUAUGUUCCUGGCCGAGCGCAAAACGAACAACAUCGAGGAGCAGUUCACGCCCGUUGGGGGCCCGGCGAAGGGAGAGAGGAGCCUGGCCCAGGAGCAUUUCCCCACCAACGACUCCCAGCGCUUUUCGGCGACCCGCCUCACGACAGAGGGCUCGUUCGCCUCGCUCCUGGUGGUCAACACCUCGGGCUCGUUGCUGACACCUUCGGUUUGGAAGCAGGUCAGGUUGCUGGACACCUACGUGAAGAGCCUCAGUGUGAAGGACGCAGAAGGGGUCUCCAUCACCUACAAGAACCAGUGUGCCGGGACGCCCUCUGAGUGCAGCCUCCCCAACCCACUCCUACAAUUUCAGGAUCUCCCCACGAACCUCACGUUCCCCAUCCUGCUGGUAAAUAGCAGGCAGCCGGUCUUUCUGGGCAGCGUGGUCGGAGGCGUGGAGCUCGGGGCCGGGACGAGCCAGAUGAGGAGUCUGGAGAAGGCUAAGGCUUUGAGGCUGGUGUAUUACCUGCGCGAAGACUCCGCGCUGGACCGUGAAAAGAGCCGCGAAUGGCUGGACGCUUUCCUCCAGAAUUUCUCGUCUGUGGGGCAGAACCUGCAGGUGGAGAACUUGGAGGUGUUCUACUUUACAUCUCUAUCCAGGCAGAAGGAAUUUGAAGGAAACGUGGAGGAAGUUAUUCCAUUGUUUUCUGUCUCUUAUUUUCUCAUCAUAUUCUUCUCAAUUGUCUCAUGUUACAGGAUGAACCACAUGAUCAGCAAAAUGUGGGUGGCAGCAUUUGGAGUCAUUUCAGCUGGUUUAGCAGUGGUGAGCAGCUUUGGCCUCUUGCUGUAUUGUGGGAUGCCAUAUGUUCUGACAGUUUCCAAUGCACCAUUUCUUAUUCUAGGAGUUGGUGUUGAUGACAUGUUCAUCAUGGUUUCUGCCUGGCAACGAACCAAACUCAUACAUAGUGUUGAAGAGAGGCUGGCUGACACCUACGCGGAGGCAGCAGUGUCCAUUACAAUCACCACACUGACUGAUGUCCUCGCCUUCUAUAUUGGGACCAUGACUUCUUUCAAAUCUGUGCAGGCCUUUUGUAUCUACACUGGAACAACGCUUCUUUUUUGUUUUAUAUAUAACAUUACCUGUUUUGGAGCGUUUCUUGCCCUCAAUGGUAAAGUUGAAGUCUAUCUGAGCCAAUUUGCCUUUCAACAGGAACAGGGCAGAUAUUCAGUUGCAAAAAAGAUUCUCUGUAGAAAAAGCUUUUAUAUCUCACCAAAUGGUGAAGAAGAAAUUCAUGCAAUGAAUGUAUUUUUUAGAAAGUAUUAUGGCCCCUUGCUCACCAACGUCUGGUCUAAGUUGUUUGUGCUGCUGCUUUAUGCUGGCUACCUGGCUGCUAGUAUCUAUGGGUGUUUCCAAAUCCAGGAAGGUAUAGACCUUCGAAACCUGGCCAACGAUAACUCUUAUAUUGUUCCUUAUUAUACUAUGGAGAAGGAAUAUUUUUCAGAAUUUGGUCCCAGGAUCAUGGUUCUUGUCACUAAAUCUAUACCAUAUUGGGAUGAACUCACUCGAAACUAUUUGGACAAUUGUAUAGAAUCAUUAGAAAAUAGUCAGUAUAUGGAUAAAACUUUCUCAGAUUCUUGGUUAAGCUCAUAUGAGUCAUAUUUAAAAGAUAGAAACCAAGAUAUAAAUGAUAGGACUAUUUUUUUCAGAGACUUAGAUCAAUUUUUAAAGAACUUUCCAGAGUACAGGUGGGACAUUCAAGUUAAUAGCACUGCAAAAGAAAUAUUGUCUUCAAGGUUCUUCAUUCAGUCAGUAAAUGUCAGUACUGCAGUAAGUGAAAAGAUGAUGUUAAACCAACUAAGAAGUACUGCUUCACAGUGUGACAUUUCCCUUGCUGUGUAUCACCCGGCAUUUAUCUAUUAUGAUCAGUAUUCUGUGAUCGUAGACAACACUAUUCAAAAUGUUGUUGUUGCAGCUGGUGCCAUGUUGGUUAUUUCUUUAUUGUUCAUUCCCAAUCCACUGUGUUCUUUGUGGGUGACCUUUGCUAUUGCAUCGGUGAUUGUGGGCGUGGCAGGUUUCAUGUCAUAUUGGGAUGUCAAUCUGGAUUCCAUAUCCAUGAUCAACUUGAUCAUUUGUAUUGGGUUUUCUGUAGACUUUUCCGCUCAUAUUUCCUAUGCAUUUGUUUCCAGUGACGGAACGAGUGCCAACCAAAAAGUUAUUGAGGCAUUGGAUCUUCUGGGCUACCCAGUGGUACAAGGUGCUGCUUCUACCAUUAUAGGGGUGGUUGCCUUAGCUGCAGCAAAUGCUUACAUCUUUAGGACCUUCUUCAAGAUCAUGUUUCUGGUCAUCAUGUUUGGGGCUGCUCAUGGCCUCAUCUUCAUUCCAGUGUUUUUAACCUUUUUUGGAAUUUGUAGUAGAGCCCAUGAAGAGACUCCUUGUAGAGAUCCUGACUGUCCUUAA
This is a messenger RNA of Dromiciops gliroides (monito del monte), 2964 nucleotides long. It is a transcript of the gene PTCHD3, whose product is annotated as patched domain containing 3. The transcript has 5 exons. Gene Ontology annotation, cellular component: membrane. The coding region runs from base 1 to 2964 and encodes 987 amino acids. The record is from RefSeq and is a predicted model, not a curated record. NCBI's taxonomy places the organism in Eukaryota, Metazoa, Chordata, Mammalia, Microbiotheria, Microbiotheriidae.